Melampsora larici-populina 98AG31 is the source of this 996-nucleotide messenger RNA. RefSeq lists its product as uncharacterized. Bases 1 to 996 code for a protein of 331 amino acids. The record is from RefSeq and is a predicted model, not a curated record. Lineage: Eukaryota; Fungi; Basidiomycota; Pucciniomycetes; Pucciniales; Melampsoraceae. The transcript has 4 exons.
AUGUCAAAAGCCAUGAGCAAGAACAUGUCGAAUGCGCCUACCAAGAAGUCCCACUCCUUCAUGGUUUCAAGCGUAUUCAAAGUUACCGAGACCCUCGCACCAGCUGACAAUAGGAUCUAUACUUACCAAGGUACAACCGUCGCCAUCACCUGCAGUGGAUGGGACGGUGAUAACGAGCGCGAGUACGACGGCGACCUUAUUGCGUACUGCGGUUCUAUGGAAGUGCCGAUGGACAACCACUGCUACGCUAUCAAGGCCAAGAUGUUACCAAGUCCCGACUCCGCGGACUACAAGCUAUACUUCGAAGCGGACCACAAAAUUCUGGUCGGCACGUCGGACACGUUUGCAGGCGAACUCCAUAACAAUACUUCUGCUUCAGGCUUCGGCAUCGUCUCUUCACGUCGUGAACUGCCAGAGCCAGACAUGGACGACACUACGCUUGCCUUCGUGAUGAGCCACCUCCGUGACUCGAUCGAGUUUGAAGUCGAGUACCGGAUCCGUCCAACAGUCAAAAUGAAAGCAUCUCAAGUAUUGAUCCAGGACGGCAAGGAGACUCUGGUUCAGGGAUUCUUCGUAGAUUGGGACAACGACAACAGUCGGUGGAUUGUCGAGGCAAGUCCUGUCACCGCACUCAACGUGGCCAGUGGUCACGAAACGCUAUCCAAGAAGCGUCCCGCCUCCGGUACUAAAGUUACUCCCACUGGGAGAGUUCGCCCAGCUAAGUACGUAAUCAUGAUGUCACUCAAACAAAUCUCAGUGGCUAAUGAUUCAAACAGGCAUGUCAACACUUCCAGCCCUACCACGACUUCCACCCCUGCGAGCGCUUCUGGCACCGCCGGAAAAGGCAAGAAGCGGCCACCACCUCCCGCCGAAGAGGGCUACUUCAACGACGACGGGAACAUUGUUAUGACUCCCCCUGAAGCUCCUGAACCCGGUCCAAGCACAUCCAAGCGUGCACCUUCAGGACGACAAGCUAAGAAGCCAAAGGGGGCUUAG